AUGAUGAGCACCAGAAAAUAUGGCGUCACUGAUCCUAUUUCCACAGCGAAUCCUACUGUGAAAGAAAAUGCAUUGAAUGAUUCUCUUAUUCAGGAAUUGAAAAACAGGGGAUCAUUCGAAAGCGAACAGGCAACGAAGAAAAGAGUUGAGGUGUUGACACUUUUCCAAAAGCUUGUGCAGGAAUUUGUUUACACUGUAUCAAAGAGUAAAAAUAUGUCAGAUGGUAUGGCGAAAGAUUCAGGAGGAAAGGUUUUUACAUUUGGUUCCUAUAGAUUGGGUGUCUAUGGUCCAGGAUCUGAUAUUGAUACAUUGGUUGUGGUUCCAAAGCAUGUUACUAGAGAUGAUUUCUUUCUGGUAUUUCCUGAUAUUAUUCGAAAAAGGCCAGAAUUAGAAGAAAUUGCAUGUGUUCCAGAUGCGUUUGUUCCAAUUAUAAAACUAGAAUUUGAUGGUAUAUCUAUUGAUUUAAUCAUGGCUAGAUUGAACGUUCCUAGGGUUCCAUUGGAAAUGACAUUAGAUGAUAAAAAUUUGCUAAAGAACUUAGAUGAAAAAGAUUUAAGAUCCUUGAACGGUACAAGAGUGACAGAUGAAAUAUUGCAGUUGGUUCCAAAACCUACUGUGUUCAAACAUGCUUUACGUUGCAUAAAAUUAUGGGCACAACAAAGAGCAGUAUAUGGUAACGUUUAUGGAUUCCCAGGUGGUGUUGCCUGGGCAAUGUUGGUUGCUAGGAUUUGUCAAUUAUACCCAAAUGCAGUGAGUGCUGUCAUUGUUGAGAAGUUCUUCAGCAUUUACACCAAAUGGAAUUGGCCAGAACCUGUUUUAUUGAAACUGAUCGAGGAUGGACCCCUUCAAGUACGUGUUUGGAACCCUAGAUUGUAUCCUCAUGAUAGACUCCACCGUAUGCCUGUUAUCACUCCUGCUUAUCCUUCAAUGUGUGCAACUCAUAACAUUACCAGCUCCACUCAAAAAGUCAUUUUGAAAGAACUUUCUCGUGGAUCUUCUAUAAUGAAUGAUAUAAAUACUGGAAAUAAAACAUGGUCUGAUUUAUUUAAAAGACAUGAAUAUUUCCACGCGUACAAAUUUUAUCUUUGUGUUGUUGCAGCAACAGUUGAUACAUCAGAACAGCAUAAAAAAUGGUCAGGAUUUGUCGAAAGUAGACUAAGACAAUUAGUUUUGAAAUUAGAAGUCACUGAUGGAAUAGAAUUCGCUCACCCGUAUGUUAAGGACUUUUCAGCGGCAUAUGUCCUAGAUGACAAUGAUCCACAAGACAUCAUUAAUAGCUACGGAACAUUAAAUGGUGACAAGCACUUAGAGAAAUUGAAGGUUACUGAGUCUGGGGAAGAAAAUGCUGAAGUUAAGAAUAUCCGUUUAACUCGGUUUUACAUUGCAUUAGAACUUAAUGUGUCGAAGUCUUCGGAUGGAGCAAGAAAACUUGAUUUGCAGUAUCCUUGUACUGAGUUCUACAAUUUAUGCAAAGGAUCAGCUUUAUAUGAUGAGAAUUCCAAUUUUAUCCAGAUUAAGAAUGUAAAAUUGCUUGAUUUGCCAAACGAUGUUUAUGUAGAAGGGGAGGAACGACCAAAGAAAACUAGCAAGAAGAGAAAGAAGAAUGUGAAAGAAGACCGUCAGAAAAGAGUGAGGAAUGAAAUACCAUCGCCUGUCUCAGUAAAUGGAACUGAAUAG
Molecule: messenger RNA, 1677 nt
Organism: Candida tropicalis MYA-3404
Lineage: Eukaryota; Fungi; Ascomycota; Pichiomycetes; Serinales; Debaryomycetaceae
Product: polynucleotide adenylyltransferase
Exons: 1
Coding region: 1-1677 (558 amino acids)
Cellular component (GO): nucleus
Molecular function (GO): RNA binding; poly(A) RNA polymerase activity
Source: RefSeq, a predicted model, not a curated record